AUGGCGGGGCGUGGAUACAGCGGCGUGGCGAUGGACUCGCCUCUCAAGGAUGUGUCGGCCAAUCUGCGCGACAUGAAGCUCGGCACUUCGCCUACCAAGAGCAGCGGGCUGAAGAACAACUCUGCAAGACUGGGCCUGUCUCGGAAAGAUCGCCUUGACUCGGUGCCCUCCUCGUCAGCGGACCUCAAGGUCGGCAUCACAAGGGACUGGCAGGGUCCAGACAAAGCUCUGAAGCCAAAGGUGGCAGCUAGCAUAUCUCGUGGGGACCGGUACAUUCCAAACCGAGAACUCAAACGGUCGACCACCCCGCAUGCUCAUGACAGCGAUGGAGACACGAUUCGCUCGAUGACCGGCGAUGCGACCGAUCCGAACAUCGCGGCCAACAUCGCAGCGGCCAAUGCUAAUCCGACCGAUCUCGAUGGACAACCAUCUUUCGAGGACUCAGUCUCUUCUGAGAUGGGGCAGAGGAUCCUUUCGUUCUCUGCUGCACCGCCAAGCUCGCUGGCCAACCCAGACGUCCGAAGCCGAUACGCCAUGACCAAGCCCAAAUCUACCAUGCCGAGCAGCCUGCAAAGUGCAGGUCGCAGAAGGAUUCCGACAACACCAGAGAGAACCUUGGAUGCACCGAGCAUGGUCGGCGACUUCUACUACAACCUUCUCGACUGGUCUUCGACCAACAUGGUGGCAGUAGCACUGCAGACCGGGUUGUGGAUCUGGAAUGGCAACACGGGAGACGCAAGUGCUUUGCUGGACACAUCGACAAUGGCGGAAAAGGUGGGUGGUGGAGGACUGAUCACCGGUUUGCGGUGGGAUGCGGACGGCAACAUCCUUGCUGUCGGUCUCGAAGGUGGCUUUGUGCAGAUCUGGGAUGUGGCGAGCAGCACACGCAUGCGAACGCUCAAGCCGAGCGGUGACGGUGGAGCCGACCACGCCUCGGUUAACGUCUGUGCCUGGGCACCCGACGGCACGCUCAACGCCGGCUUCCAGAGCGGUAUCAUCCGCGAGUACGAUGUGCGAGAGCGAGAUGCUGUCACUCGCACACUCGAGAAGGCGCACCACGGACCGGUCUGCGGCAUGGAGUGGCGUUCCGAUAGCGCUCUCAUGGCCUCUGGCGGCAACGACAAUGUGGUCAAGGUGUGGGAUCGUCGCACCUCUGUGGCCAAGAUGCGCAAGGAGAACCACCAAGCUGCGGUGAAAGCGCUCGCGUGGUGCCCGCACAACCUCAGCUUGCUCGCGACAGGCGGUGGCACGAGCGAUCGCAACAUCCACUUCUGGAACACGACGCAGAACUCGCGCACCAUGACCAUCUCGACGGGCGCCCAGAUCACUUCGCUUCAUUGGGCACCGCACUACCGCGAGAUCGUCUCGACGCACGGAUUGGGCACGACCGAAUCAAGCAAGGGACUGCUCAACAUCUGGUCGCAUCCAUCGGGAACCAAGGUGGCGGAGAUCGAGGCGCACGAGAAGAGGGUUCUGCACUCGAGCUUGAGUCCGGACGGAGAGGUGCUGGCUACGGUCAGUGACGAUGAGGAGCUCAAGCUGUGGAGGAUCUUCGAGAAGCCGGUGGAGUCGACCAAGGGGGCCAAGGCCACGGGCGGAUUCGGAUCACACGGUGCUGGUAGCGGCUUGAACGUUCGCACUCUUCGCUGA
Kalmanozyma brasiliensis GHG001 is the source of this 1650-nucleotide messenger RNA. Its product is annotated as WD40 repeat. The record is from RefSeq and is a predicted model, not a curated record. Gene Ontology annotation, molecular function: anaphase-promoting complex binding; ubiquitin ligase activator activity; protein binding. Bases 1 to 1650 code for a protein of 549 amino acids. Gene Ontology annotation, biological process: positive regulation of anaphase-promoting complex-dependent catabolic process; positive regulation of ubiquitin protein ligase activity; anaphase-promoting complex-dependent catabolic process. Lineage: Eukaryota; Fungi; Basidiomycota; Ustilaginomycetes; Ustilaginales. The transcript has a single exon. Gene Ontology annotation, cellular component: anaphase-promoting complex.